GUGUCAGUGGCUCAGUGGUGUCACCUCACUUGCUUGUGUCGACAUCUAACGUUAGCUAUGUGUUAUUUAAUGUAAUGACAUUUACAUGACCAUACUUUUUACACGCUAUAUCCAGUUGUCUGUUUCCAGACAGAUCUCCAGUCCCUGCGUUUACAGAGCUCCCCCUCCCCUCGGCCCCCCUUUUAACACCACCCUGAUGAAGACAGCGCGGGAAGCAGACCUGGAAGAGGAGCCUCCACAGGAGAAUGGGGUUAUCCAGACCACCAAGGACCAGCACAGCUCCAUCUCUCCGCCAGGCUCAACAGUGUCUGGGGCCCCGGACGACGAGCACUUCUCUACAUACUUUGAGGAGAAGGUGCCAAUCCCAGAGGAUGUCACCCAGAUGUUCAGUUUCCGUAAACUCUGGGCCUUUACGGGUCCUGGUUUCUUGAUGAGCAUCGCCUAUCUGGACCCAGGGAACAUCGAGUCUGAUCUACAGUCUGGAGCUAAAGCUGGCUUUAAGCUCCUGUGGGUAUUGUUAGGGGCCACCAUCAUCGGCCUCCUCUUGCAGAGGUUGGCUGCACGCCUGGGGGUUGUCACAGGGAUGCACCUAGCAGAGGUCUGCAACCGCCAGUACCCUACUGUUCCUCGUAUUAUCCUGUGGCUGAUGGUGGAGCUGGCCAUCAUUGGCUCAGACAUGCAGGAGGUCAUUGGUUGUGCCAUUGCCUUCAACCUCCUCUCUGUUGGCAGGAUUCCACUUUGGGGAGGUGUCCUCAUCACCAUCAUUGACACCUUUGUGUUCCUCUUUCUAGAUAAAUAUGGCCUGAGAAAACUUGAAGCCUUCUUUGGGUUUCUCAUCACAAUCAUGGCUGUAAGCUUUGGGUAUGAGUAUGUGAUGGUGCGUCCGGACCAGGGGGAGCUGCUCAAGGGGAUGUUUCUGCCGUACUGUGAGGGCUGUGGUCCUGCCCAGAUGGAGCAGGCUGUGGGCAUCGUAGGAGCCGUCAUCAUGCCCCACAACAUCUACCUGCACUCAGCUCUCGUCAAGUCUCGGUCAAUAGAUCGUGGGAACAAGAAGGAGGUGAAGGAGGCCAACAAAUACUACUUCAUCGAGUCGACUAUCGCUCUCUUCAUCUCCUUCCUCAUCAACGUCUUCGUUGUAGCAGUGUUUGCCGAGGCCUUCUACGAGAAAACCAACAUUGAAGUGAAUGCAAUGUGCAAUGCAUCAGACAGUCCACACACAGACCUCUUCCCCCUGGACAACAGCAGGCUACAGGUGGACAUCUACAAGGGGGGGGUGGUGCUGGGUUGUUUCUUUGGCCCUGUAGCCCUCUACAUCUGGGCCAUCGGGAUCCUUGCUGCGGGACAGAGCUCCACCAUGACUGGCACUUACUCUGGCCAGUUUGUCAUGGAGGGUUUCUUGAAUCUGCGUUGGUCACGUUUUGCACGGGUUCUUCUCACACGCUCCAUCGCCAUCUUCCCCACCCUGCUGGUGGCCAUCUUCCAGGACGUGCAGCACCUGACGGGCAUGAACGACUUCCUCAACGUGCUGCAGAGCAUGCAGCUGCCGUUUGCUCUGAUCCCCAUCCUGACCUUCACCAGUCUGACAUCCAUCAUGAAUGACUUCGCUAAUGGACUGGUGUGGAAGAUAGGCGGAGGGGUGGUCAUCCUGGUGGUCUGUGCCAUCAACAUGCACUUUGUGGUGGUGUACGUGACCAGCCUAAGCAGUGUGGCUCUCUAUGUGCUGGCGGGCUUGCUUUGUAUAGCGUACCUAUGCUUUGUGGGCUACCUGGUGUGGCAUUGUCUGAUAGCCCUGGGGUUCUCCUGUCUGGAUGUGUCCUGUCUGGCCAGCAGGAUGCUGACGGGCCACAAUGACGUUUACCUGCUGAAGGACAUGGACAUGGACAGUGACACGAUGGUGGAGAGAUUAGAAGAAGAACACGUUGGAGGAGUGGUUAUUAACAGUGAUACAGUCCGUAGCUAGAGAGAAUUCACAGGGGUGACCUAACAUGGAGGAUGCAGUGUGCCUACUGUGCCUUAGUGCCAGCCAGACCUUCGUAAGUGCCCAUCCUCAUCAUCUGACCCUUACAAGAAGCCUUGAACCCCUCACUUGACAUUCCACUAGGCAGGUAGCCUAACUAUGAUUGGCAUUAUAUGAAGUUUAGGCCUAUGAUCAAGUUUACCCCAAUGAGUUGUUGGUUUUUAUCAUGUCGAGCAUGCUUGAUCAACGUGGCACUAUAAAAAUUCUGCAAAUGAGCCAGCUUUUUCAUGACUUUGAAAAGCUGUGAUCAUUUUAUAUGGGAAAUACACUGUGUGUAGUGAGUUUGUUACAAAAAAGGCAAUUGCCACCAAUUUAGAUGCAUGUACGUUGUAGAAUUUUUUAUUUAUGAACACACAGAGAAUUUAAUUUUCGUAAGACUUUAUCAGAGCAAGCACUUAAAGGGCCAAUUCACAGUUGCUACAUCCAUUUUUGAGCGUAUAAAUUAAUGAUAUACACUGAGUAUACAAAAUAUUAGAAAGACCUCCCCACAACCCCCGUUGCCCUCAGAACAGACUCAAUUUGUCAGGGCAUGGACAGGAAUGCUGUUACAUGUUGACUUCAAUGCUUCCCACAGUUGUCAAGUUGGCUAAAUGUCCUUUGGUUUGUGGACCAUUCUUGAUACAUACGGGAAACCGUUGAGCGUGAAAACCCAGCAGCACUGCAGUUCUUGACAGGAACCGGUACUACCAUAUCCCGUUCAAAGGCACUUAAAUCUUUUGUCUUGCGCAUUCACCAUCUGAAUGGCACAGAUACAAAAUCCAUGUCUCAAUUAUCUCAAG
Salvelinus namaycush (lake trout) is the source of this 2796-nucleotide messenger RNA. RefSeq names its product natural resistance-associated macrophage protein 2-like. The coding region runs from base 86 to 1960 and encodes 624 amino acids. Gene Ontology annotation, biological process: metal ion transport. Gene Ontology annotation, cellular component: plasma membrane. Gene Ontology annotation, molecular function: manganese ion transmembrane transporter activity; iron ion transmembrane transporter activity; cadmium ion transmembrane transporter activity. Lineage: Eukaryota; Metazoa; Chordata; Actinopteri; Salmoniformes; Salmonidae. The record is from RefSeq and is a predicted model, not a curated record. The transcript has 17 exons.